Messenger RNA from Adelges cooleyi (spruce gall adelgid), 567 nucleotides. RefSeq lists its product as uncharacterized. Lineage: Eukaryota; Metazoa; Arthropoda; Insecta; Hemiptera; Adelgidae. Bases 81 to 521 code for a protein of 146 amino acids. The transcript is spliced from 4 exons. The record is from RefSeq and is a predicted model, not a curated record.
CGUUGCUUUUCUGUUCAUUACUUAUUCCCAUUUUUAACCAGAAGAACGUAUAACUCUUAGUGAUCGCGUCAACAACCAUCAUGAAGGUUAUAUUGAUUUCGAUUUUGAUGUUCGUAGGAGUGCAAUUGGUCAAUGCUGAACGGGACAGCACUAAGGAUACGCCACUUGAUGUUGCGAUUCAGUGCAUAAAGGAACAUCAAUUGUUGGAAUUGUUUACCGAGGGCAUAAGACCGCCUCAUCGAACCGAAGAAAAUCUCAGAAUGCAACUACUGCUCGCGACUAAUGCUUGUAUCAUAAAUGAAAAAAGCGAAGACUGGUGCGAGGACCAAGUAGGUUUUAAUGUUUUACAAGGCGUAGAAGAAGAUGAAAACCCCGUGCAAGAGGCUGGUGGUCUUGUUGAGUGCACGAAAAAGAUGCGGGACUGUGGCAAGCGGUUUGUGGCCAAAAUAAAACUUCUAAACAAGCCAUAUGCCUUACCUGACAUGUCUGCCCAUAUAACUCAAGAAAUUGGAGAUGACUGAGUGAAAACCACGACCCAUAAAAAAUCUCAUUUAAUACCGGUUUUUU